Molecule: messenger RNA, 3327 nt
Organism: Serendipita indica DSM 11827
Lineage: Eukaryota; Fungi; Basidiomycota; Agaricomycetes; Sebacinales; Serendipitaceae
Source: the annotation of a GenBank genome assembly
AUGGCCAUGGCAGACGAGCGAAGACAGGCUCUCGCAGCAGGUCCCUCCUUUAGCUCUUCCAUCUCUCGUUUCUCAAAGGACGCCCCUUCAACCUUUUCAACUUCAAGCAACCCUCCCAUUGCCGCCCAGCAUCCUCCAGACCCCAAUGCAUCCACGCCUUCACUCAAACAGCCCAACACAACUCAGGAUUCCAAGCCUUCCUUUUCCUCUGGUAGUCUACGAAGGCUCCAACAAGGCUUUCUCAGCAACUCGAUGCCCCUUGUCAGCCCAUCCGUUGGCAUCACAGCUACAGAAGGUGUAUACGGAACAUUUGCCGCAAUGACUGGAUCAUCAGAGAGUCAGAACACUACAUCCAACAAGGCAAACAAUCCCUCGCCAUCACUCAGACCCAUGGCCAGCUCAAGCACGCUACCCUCAACAACCACAGGAUAUACCGAGAAACACACCUAUGAAACAUUUGCAUCCAAGCAGCGUCCUCCCCCACCACCACCCUCUCAUGCAGGCGCCAUGCGCGUCAAGAGUUCUGUCCUCAACAAGUUUCUCCUAUACGAGACCAAGACGCGGUUCUACAUCGUCGCGUCGAAUGCAAACGACAGUCGACACAAGAUGCUCAAGAUUGAUCGCACCCACGACGACGAACUGGUGGUGCACCAGGACGAUACGACGUAUACAGGCAAGCAGAUGAACAGUAUGCUCAAGAUGUUGGAAGAUGGGAAUCGAGGGAGUGGAGGUCUAGGCAAACCCAGGACAUUCUUUGGCAUCGCUGGCACGUCUCCUCUUACUCCGGUCGACAUUUCUGAACAUGAACAGGAUUCAACUCCUCCCAUCUCCCCAAUCCACAAAGUUGACAACCCAACGGAAGAGCAGCGUCUACUCACCAUCUUCAAGCAAGUCGACAUGACCAAAAACUUUUACUUUUCCUACUCGUAUGACAUUACUUCCACCCUGCAGCGCAAUUUGACGGGAUGUGCGAAAGCAGAAGCGAGAGGAAAGUGGAGUUUCAACGAGAGGUUCGCGUGGAACCAUCACAUGUUGGAUCCCGCAUUUGGACAAGGUGUGAGUGCAGACGGCAAGAGUGUCGUAAAGAGCGAUUGGGCGAUUCCGCUGAUGCACGGGCACGUCGACCAAGCAAAGCUCACUGUUCUCGGUCGUGUCGUAUACGUCACCCUCAUCGCUCGUCGAUCACGCUACUAUGCCGGUGCGCGAUACCUCAAGAGAGGCGUCAACGAGGAUGGCGACGUGGCGAAUGAAGUCGAGACGGAGCAGAUUGUUUUCGAGGCCAGCACCACGGGGUUUUACGCUCCUGCGCCUCGAUUUGCGGGGUUUGAUUUGCAUGAAGAUGAUGGAGGGGAUAGCGAACUUGGAAGCACGAAUUCUGCGGCAGAUGAAGUGAAGAAGACUGGUGCCAAGAAGAGGAAUAGGACGAUCAACCCACGUUACACUAGCUUUGUGCAGUAUCGUGGAAGCAUACCGAUCUAUUGGGCGCAAGAAGCUGCUGGCGUGAAUCCACGACCUCCCAUUGAGAUUACGAUCGCAGACCCGUACUACGUCGCAGCUGGAAAGCAUUUUGACAAUCUCUUUGAACGUUAUGGUACACCAGUCAUUAUCCUCAACCUCAUCAAAUGGCGCGAACCACGCGAAAAGCUUCUCCUAUACGAAUACUCUCAAUGCGUCGAUUUCCUCAACCAGUUUCUUCCUGAGGACAAGAAGAUGGUGUGGCGCGCAUAUGACAUGGCACAAAUGUACCGAGAAAAGGAUAAAGAUGUCAUCUCGUAUCUGGAAGAUUUGGCCGAAGAGGCGAUUAGCAAGACAGGCUUUUUCCAUUCAGGACCGGAGCCGUAUGCGCACAAGAUGAAGGGAGACGAUGAGAUGGCAUACCGCGAUCACAUCUUGCUCCAGAACGGAGUUUGCCGUACAAAUUGCGUCGACUGUCUUGACCGGACAAACGCGGCGCAAUUCGUGUUUGGAAAGCGCGCUUUGGGACAUCAGCUCUACGCACUUGGGAUUGUUGACAGUCCGAACCUGGUGUUUGAUUCGGACGCUGUGAACAUGUUGACGGAGAUGUACCAUGAUCAUGGGGAUACCAUCGCACUACAAUACACUGGAAGCGCUCUCGUGAACCGCGUAGAGAUGUACCGCCGGAUGCCCCAUUGGAAUUCGCAUUCACGCGAUAUCAUCGAGAAUCUCAAGAGAUUCUACCACAAUCAAAUGCUCGACGCGGACAGACAGCUCGCUAUCAACACGUUCCUUGGCAUCACCGACGACAGGGGUAUCACAGGCAAGAAGCCGACCAAGUUUGGCGGGUACGACAAGUGGUUUGACCCAGAAAAGAUUGGUCUCGUCAAAAAGUCGCGCAAACUCAAGGAUGGAGAUUUGAAACACAAUGGGAGCGAGCAAGUGGAUUGGAGAGAGGUGCUCGACUGUCACCAUGGCGAGUGCCGGUUUGAUCUCGAUGUGUGCAAAGAGGCAUUGGAGAGGUUUGCUGAUGGGGAUGGUGCGAGUUCGCCAGCUGCUCUGGACAAGGACCCUCACGAUGCGACGACCACAGAGUUUUGGGUAGAGUAUUACAAGCCGCUCAUGUUUACCGGGUUGGUCAAGCAUUUCUCCUAUGGGAUGAACAGCACGCUGAAGCUACCUGGGAAAACGGCAAAUGAUGUCCACAAGAGUCCUUUCGUACCCCGCGAGGCACACCUCCCAACUCAACCAAGGAUUAUGGCAGACUUUCGAAGAUGGAUGAUGGCGGGCAACCAGUCGACAGCAAAUAAUCGACGAAGCAAGUAUGCGGGCUGGAGCGAGGGAACAUCGAAACUGUCGAAAGAUUCGGGCAUGUUUGUUUCGGAGAAACCUAUAACGGACCCGACGAGUAUCGAAGCUGUUGUCGAACGGCUUCUGGAUCCCCUUGUCACCGAAGAAGAGUUUGCGGAUUACCAGAGAUAUGUCAAUCAGUAUCAAGCGCUCCUGGCUGCGCCGUCCGGACUAGAAGGAAUCGACAAGGCUGAUCUCGAAUUCUAUGAAGCCGUCGUCGCGAGUUGCGCGGGUGAAGAUCUGGAUGAACCGUACUUUGCAUCUUAUCCUCCGGCCGGGACUAGCGAAAUGGAACAAGACGACGUAAUGGAAGGCACCGUCGUGUCAGGACCGACUACUGACGUCGAACGGUACCAACAACGUGUGCGAGAGAGACAGGAGAAGGAAGAGCUCUUCGCUUUGUACGUCGAUAAACCGAAGAAGCUGGAGCGCGGUGCGGCUGGUGGACGUGGGCCGUCGAGUUUGGCAGAGCCGUAUGAGCGUUGGUUGAAGGGAUUUGACGCAGACUUGAGAUUUGGAUAA